GCCGCCGGCCAUUCGAGGAAAAACAGAGAAUGUGAAUUAAGGUCUCUAGCCAAGGCAAUUGUGAAAUCUUUGUUUUUCGGUUAUGGUGUUCUGUGCUCCAUCCAGUGUAGUCGCCCUGGGAACCGCCGGAAGUGCCUCAACGGAGAGACAGGAAGUCCCGCCUCUUCCUCCCAGAGGGAAGACGGUGAGCCGGAGGAGUCAGUCAGAGGGCCUAGCAGGAGCGAUUUCCCCGACAAACAGGUUGUAAGCUCCAGUUAAAUCCAAAUUUGACAGAAGAAACAUCAUCAGAACUUUAUUGAGAAUGGAUUCUGAGAACAAACAUGAAAAUGAUGAGGAUGAAAGUGUUAAGGGAGCAAAAGAUCCAAGGAAUGUUUCAUCCCAUGAUGACAGUUGUGGGCCUGUAUCUGAUGACAUAGCAAAUGCCUCUGAGAAUUUUACGAGCAAAAGAGUUUUUUCAGAAUCGGCCAACUCCGACAGUAUUACUGUAGAGGAAGACAGAAAUGAACGUGCUUCCAAACGACUUAGAACAGAGGCAGUGGAGCCCGAGACAAGAGAACAGGGUGCCUGUGGGUCGGACACUGUGGAAGUUAAUGUCCAUUUGGCUGAAAUAGAAAAGGAGGCCUUUCCUUCAAACUUCUCAGAAGGAGGCAGAGCUCUUCCCAAUGUUUUCUCCUCAUCCUGUGAUUUUAGCACAUCUGAUACUCUUCCCCUGAAAGUAGAUGAAGUGAAAAAGCCUGCUCAGGAAAUGGUUUCCCUUGUUCCUGAAAAACACACUCCUUUUCCUCCAGAAGAAAUGAGCAUUAAUUGUAGCUUUGGAAGUGUAGAGACAGGACUCAGGUGUGGUGUAUGUGGCUGUUCAUUUUCCUCUUGCUCUGCUUUGGAAAAGCAUGUGGAAUGUCAUGUGGAACAGGGGAAGGAGCGUGCCUGCUGCCACUGUAGCCACAGAGCAGAGAGCAGCUCAUCUCCUCAUGUGCGUGUCAGACAUGCUCACGGGGCACAGAAAGUCUUUUCCUGUGAUCUCUGUGGCUUUCAGUGUGCUGAAGAAAACCUGUUGAAUGCACAUUAUCUUGGCAAAACUCACCUUCGUCGUCAGAACCUUGCUGCUCGUGGAGGAUUUGUACAGAUCUUAACAAAACAAUCUUUUCCUAAAAAAGCUUGUGUCAUGGGAACAAAAAAUGUUAGAACAAAACCAAGAGCUUCUAAACCAAUUGCAAGGAAUGGGGAUUCAAAAGGAGUACAGAAUACUGGGAACAAGUUUAAAGACUGCAGAGAAGCCCCUUCUGAAGACAGUGUUGGUAGUAGUGAGCUCCUUGUUGAAAUGGUGCCGUCUAGGAAAAUGUCAUCAGGGGAAGCAGAUGUAGUUGAGGAAAAUGUUAGUUUUGGUGUAGCUCGAAAUCCUGAAAAUCACAACAAAAAGCUAGGUGGUUUAGUAAGCUCAGAGGGUCUUUUAAAUAAAUCAGAAUCCACUAUAAAUGCUCUGCAGACGACACAUGUCAGUAUCAGUACCACCUCAAGGCCAAGAUCUGAUCGAAACCUUCUAAUGUUGGGUAAUAGCUUUCGCAGACGAAGUGGCACUUUUACUUUAAAGGGCCAGACAAAGAAAAGGUUUAAUCUUCUAGGAAUUAAUAAAAGGGGUACAAAUGAAACUCAGAGGAUGUAUAUGAAGCACUUCAGAACACAGAUGAGAACAAAUGCACAGCCAGUACCGGAACAAAUAGAGAUGAGCAGAGAUGUUCAAAGUUUGUGUGUGACUACCUCAGACAACCCACAAGUGAUGCAGGACAAGACAGCUUCCUGCCUUUCAGGCUCCACACGGCUGGACUCCCUGCCAGUAAAGUCGGCUGACCACCAGCUCUCUGUGGAGUGUACCUGUACAGAGUGUGGUCAGAUAGCUGCAAACAAGGCAGACUUCGAAAUUCAUGUUAAAAAGUGCCAUGGAAGAGAAAUGCAGUUUCAUUGUCAAACUUGUGACUUUUCUAGUCCAUUAAGGAGAGACUUGGAGGAACAUUUACACAGUAAUCAACAUCAGCAAAUGACACCCGUCCUCAGCUGUCAGUGUUGUUCCUUUAUUUCCUUGAAUGAAACGAGUCUUAGAGACCAUAUGAAGGAGAAGCAUGACAUGGGCUUUUUCUGCACCUCUUGUAAUCUAUUCUUGUCUGAGAAAGAUGUGGAAGAACACAGAGCAACUGAGACACAUAAUAGUUUAGUGGUUCAACCAAAGACUGCUUCAUCAUUGAGUAGUGAUUCUGUUUUACCUUUAAGUACUUUAGAGUCAGAAAACAUGGCAGAUUCUAGAGAAGACUCAGGGAAAGCAGCUCAGGAAGAACCUGUUGAGUCCAGAGCAAGCCACGGAACUGAAGCAAGGCAUUCAAGUAAGCCUCAGUUUCAGUGUAAGAAGUGUUUUUAUAAAACAAGGUCUUCCACUGUCCUUACGAGACACAUAAAGCUUCGGCAUGGUCAGGACUAUCACUUUCUUUGUAAAGCUUGUAAUCUUUAUUCAUUGAGUAAAGAAGGAAUGGAGAAGCACAUUAAAAGAAGCAAACAUCUUGAAAAUGCUAAGAAAAACAAUAUUGGUUUAAGUUUUGAAGAGUGCAUUGAAAGAGUAUGUAUAGGUGCAAAUGAUAAAAAAGAAGAGUCCAGUGUUUCUGGAUGUGGAAGGCCUGAAGGCCAUGUUGGUGUUCGAUUACAGGAGCAUUUCCAUCGUGAACAGAGUAUGCUAACACCUAAGGAACUGCCACAGUCUGGUGUUAGCACCAAAGAGGAUGAAUUAGGCUUAGCCACUACUCCAAAGAGAGGGAGGCCCAAAGGCAGCAUUUCUCGGACUUGUUCACACUGUGGACUUUUGGCCUCUAGUAUUACAAAUUUGACAGUGCACAUCAGGCGUAAACACAGUCACCAGUAUAGUUAUUUGUGCAAAGUAUGUAAGUAUUAUACUGUAACCAAAGGAGAUAUGGAACGUCAUUGUGCUACCAAGAAACAUAAAGGACGGGUAGAAAUAGAAGCAAAUGGGAAACAAAGUUCAGAUAUAAUAGUUGGCCCAGAAGGGGGUAAUCUUGAAGCAUGUAAGAAGAACACCCCUCUAGCAGUGACUGAUUCUAAUGAGCAGGCUAACAAGUCAGCUAAGUUAGAUAUAUCUACUUUAGAAAAGCCAGUGGUAGAUAAUGGAAAUGCAGGUGAUGUUGAGGCUGGAAAUGUAUUCCAUUCUGUAGAUGGAGAAGUUAGCAGUCAACUCUCUGAUAAAAAGGGACAGAUAUCUCCAGAGACAGAGGACCCUCUACAGCAUGAUGACACAUGUUCUCAGAGAGAUGUUGCAGGUUCAAGUGACAAUAAAUGUCUACACUGUGAGUUCAAUGCUCACUCUGCUGCUUCUCUAGAGCUGCAUGUGAAAAGGAAGCAUACCAAAGAAUUUGAGUUUUAUUGCAUGGCCUGUGAUUACUAUGCGGUGACUCGCAGAGAGAUGACUAGGCAUGCUGCAACAGAGAAGCAUAAACUGAAAAGGCAGUCUUACCUCAGCUCUUCUAAUGUGGAAGCAGGUUCUUCAGAAAUAUCCAAGAACAUCAGUAUACUGGAGGAGGAGCAUUCACAAAAUUCUGAGGAAUUUCAAAUAAAUCCACAGCAAUCAUCUGGCACUCUCCAAUCUAGAAAUCCUCCAGAUUGUUCUAUUUUAGAUGACAAUACUAAUUUAGAUAUAUCUAAAGUACUCUGUACUCCUGAUUCAGUGGCAGUUGUUACUGAGCAAGAAUCUAAUUUUAGUGAAGAUCAUUCCUUUUGUGAGACCUUGCACCUUGUUAAGGACAAAAGUAUGAAACCCAGGGAGAUAGUGUCCCUUAACACUUCCUCUAACCACAGCUCCCCAGGCUGUGUUCAAAGUGAAAACCUAGUAAGCUCUGCUGUGGAUUGUGAGACAGCAAAGAAAAACCACGACGUGUUGGAUGAUGUUGGUGAUACAAGUACACAUUGUGAAGAUGAGGGAGGCAGCAGGGAUGAUAGUGAAGGAAAAAUUCUUGACAAGUCCCCUUGCCCUGGAGACCUAGAUGGGGGCCAUUCAGCUGAAUCCACUUCCCCUGUGGUGAUGAAAAUACCAAGAGAACAACUGGACCUGGAUGUCGAAAGCCAGAACAAGGUUGGAUGUGAACAGACUUCAGAAGAUUUAAAAGAUGUUCAAGCAAAUCCUAUUCUUGAGAAUAAGGAAAUUGUGAUGAAUUCACAACAUGAAGCUGAAGUCAUUUUGGAAGAGGAUGCCCCAACCUCUAAUGGCACAGCUGACAGUAAUGAUGUUUAUGAAACUAUAAUAAGUAUUGAUGACAAAGAGCAAACAAUGUACAGUUUUGGCAAGUUUGAUUCUUCCAUAAUUAGAAUAAAAACUGAAGAUGGUGAAUUGGUAGAACAGCCAGAAGAGGGUCUGAUGGCGACAGCGGGCAGAGUUAGUGAGUUGCCCCUGAAAGACUGUGCUCAGGGGUUGAAGAAGAAGAAAGCUGAAGGCAGUUCUUUUGGCGAAUCCACACGAAUCAGAUGUGAUGAUUGUGGUUUUUUAGCAGAUGGACUGAGUGGCCUGAAUGUUCAUAUAGCCAUGAAGCAUCCUACAAAAGAGAAGCACUUUCAUUGUUUACUAUGUGGAAAAUCCUUCUAUACUGAGAGCAACCUUCACCAGCAUUUGGCUAGUGCUGGUCAUAUGAGAAAUGAACAGGCCAGUGUAGAAGAGCUUCCAGAGGGAGGGGCCACCUUCAAAUGUGUCAAGUGUACAGAGCCCUUUGAUUCGGAACAGAAUUUAUUUCUGCAUAUUAAAGGACAGCAUGAGGAAUUGCUACGGGAGGUAAAUAAGUACAUAGUGGAAGACACUGAGCAGAUCAAUCGGGAGAGAGAAGAAAACCAGGGGAAUGUCUGCAAGUAUUGUGGGAAGAUGUGUCGGAGUAGCAAUUCCAUGGCCUUUCUGGCUCACAUUCGGACUCAUACAGGAUCAAAACCAUUCAAGUGCAAGAUAUGCCAUUUUGCAACAGCUCAGCUUGGAGAUGCCAGAAACCAUGUGAAAAGGCACCUUGGGAUGAGGGAGUACAAGUGUCACGUCUGUGGUGUUGCUUUUGUAAUGAAGAAACACUUAAAUACUCACCUACUAGGCAAGCAUGGAGUUGGCACCCCAAAAGAAAGGAAAUUUACAUGCCACUUAUGUGAUAGAAGUUUCACGGAGAAGUGGGCCUUGAACAACCAUAUGAAACUGCACACGGGAGAAAAGCCAUUUAAGUGCACCUGGCCCACAUGCCACUACUCAUUCCUCACGGCUUCAGCGAUGAAAGACCACUACAGGACACACACAGGCGAGAAGUCGUUCCUCUGUGACCUCUGUGGCUUCGCUGGUGGGACCCGGCAUGCCCUCACCAAGCACCGUCGGCAGCAUACAGGGGAAAAGCCUUUCAAAUGUGAUGAGUGUAACUUCGCCUCCACAACCCAGUCACACUUGACUCGUCAUAAGCGUGUGCACACUGGAGAGAAGCCAUACAGGUGCCCUUGGUGUGACUACAGGUCAAAUUGCGCUGAGAAUAUCCGCAAACACAUUUUACACACCGGCAAACAUGAAGGUGUCAAGAUGUACAACUGCCCAAAAUGUGACUAUGGGACGAAUGUCCCUGUGGAAUUCCGAAACCACUUGAAAGAACAGCAUCCUGACAUUGAGAACCCUGACCUCGCAUACUUGCAUGCUGGCAUCGUGUCCAAGUCCUAUGAGUGCCGCCUGAAAGGACAAGGAGCCACCUUUGUGGAGACAGACAGCCCCUUCACUGCAGCCACCCUGGCAGAGGAGUCGCCUGUCAAAGAGAAGUCCUUGAGGAGCAGCAAGAGACAGGCUUCAUCCCCUGAGCAGGUCCAACAGGUCAUCAUCAUCCAGGGCUAUGAUGGGGAGUUUGCCCUGGAUGCCUCUGUGGAAGAAACUGCUGCAGCCACACUGCAGACACUGGCAAUGGCUGGCCAAGUGGCCAGGGUGGUACACAUCACAGAACAUGGGCAGGUCAUUGCCACAAGUCAAAAUGGGUCACAUGUGGGCAGUGUAGUACCUGGACCCAUCCUCCCUGAGCAGUUGACAGAUGGAGCCACCCAGGUGGUUGUCAUGGGGGGUUCCAUGGAAAGUCACAGUGUGGAUGAGGCCCUCAGUCCAGGUGCCGCUGUCAUACAGCAGGUCACCAAGCAGGAGAUCUUAAGUCUCUCUGAGUCUGGAGUCCCUCCGUCUGACAACUCCUCCGCCUUAGAUGCACUGCUGUGUGCUGUCACUGAGUUGGGAGAGGUGGAGAGCAGAGCGGGGCCUGAGGAAAAAGGUAGGCCCAGCCACAAGGACGUGCUGAUCCAGCUGCCCAGCCAGGAAGCAGCCCAUGAUCAUGCCAAGACAGAGGCCACAGAGACUCAGUUGUUCCAAGAUGGUCAGGAGAGUCCAGCAGCCAUGGAAGUACUGACCCAGGUUGUCCGUCCCUCAGCCAUCAUCACGUCUCAGGAACGAGCCCAGGUGGCCUUCAAGAAGAUGGUUCAGGGAGUGCUGCAGUUUGCUGUAUGUGACACAGCUGCAGCCAGCCAGCUGAUAAAGGACGGCGUCACUCAAGUCAUUGUAAAUGAGGAGGGCGCCGUCCACAUGGUGGCCGGAGAGGGCUCCCAGUUCAUCAUGCAGGAGGCUGAGGCCCAUGGCCUGCGAGUGCCGGCUGAGCACAUGGACCUGGUCGAGUCAGAAGGAGAGAUCUCUCAGAUCAUUGUAACCGAAGAGCUGGUCCAAGCCAUGGUCCGUGAAUCCAAUAGCAACUUCCCUGAGGGUGCCACUCACUACAUUGUGACAGAGUUGCCUCCAGGUGUACAGGAGGACACAGGGGUUUACUCCCACACUGUGAUAGAGACAGCCAGCUCUCCAGAGAUCCUGCAGGCUGGGGCUGCACUCAGUGCUGAGGCUGUGGGUGCAGGCAGCACGGAACAGUUGACAAGCAUGGUCAUCUAUACCCAGGAUGGCUCCCCAGCAGCCACAGUGAUCCAGAGCCAAAGAGAAAACAGUGAGCUCCAAGAAGCAUGAGGCAGGCCUCCAUGCUGGGCACGGGGCAGUGUGCAAAGAUCUACUUGGGCCAGCACAGAGGCCACUGUACUCUGUCAUGUUUACUUCAGAGGUGUGCUGAACAAGCCCUUCAGGCAGGGGUAACAUCGGCCACUGAAAAGGCACCCAAGGAGGGCAGAAAGCCAAGCCUACACUAGUUUGCCCAGCAGCCUAAUAAGGGUGGGUAGGCAGAACUUGUGCCACAGAGCUAGUUGUUGGGCCCUCUGCUGAUAGCCUCACCCCUCAAGCACCACUGUGGUGAGACGCAGUUUUCCCUGGUUUUUCUCCCAUAUAAGUUCCCUGUUUAGUCAUCAAAAGAUGGCAUCCUCUAUGGGACACAGGAAACGUCUCUGGCCUCAGCCCUCUGCGCCUGCCUUGGUUCACGCAGGACUGCCAUCCCUUCCCACAUUCGAUUAAAAAUCGGAACUACCAAGAUUACAUCUUGAAGCAGUGAACACAUUGUUUUUUACUGUUAUUUUAAGUUUAAGAUAAUGGUGUUCCCAGACCAAAGGAAACCUGUUAACUCAUUUUAUGUAUAAAUUUUCUCUCUGCAAAUAUUUUAGAGGAUUCCUUUGCCAUGGCCAUUCUGCACAAGAGAAAUCUUUCAUCUGUGGUCUGAGAAAAGUCUUGAAAUUUUUAUUCAGUUACAAUCCACCUAAGUUGAGACAAUUAAUUCUCAUUCUGAAUUCAUUUCAUACCAUAACAUCUGUACAUGAAAUAUCCACUAUGAAAAAUAUCAUUUGUUGCUUUUUAUAUCAAGUAUUUGUUUGUAUCAGUAUUGUUUUUGCAGGAUUUAUUUGUGACUUUCAGAGUAUGGGAAGGCUGACAUUGAACAUUACAGUAGACGCCUACCCCUGCCCUCCUUCCCCAGCACUGCCUGCUCCAUGGUGGAUUCACUGCACGUGCAGGAUGCAGGGUGAUGCUCUGGUGAUCUUUCUUGAUUCCAUUGCUCUUUUUGUUUUGUUUUCAAAAUUGUAAAAUAGCCCCAUUCCUCAAAGGCAAAAUUGUUCUUGUUGUUUUCUUUGAAAUAAAAUUAUAGCAUUAAACUAAA
This is a messenger RNA of Grammomys surdaster, 8105 nucleotides long. RefSeq names its product zinc finger protein 407 (gene Znf407). Gene Ontology annotation, molecular function: zinc ion binding; nucleic acid binding. The transcript is spliced from 9 exons. NCBI's taxonomy places the organism in Eukaryota, Metazoa, Chordata, Mammalia, Rodentia, Muridae. Gene Ontology annotation, biological process: regulation of gene expression. The record is from RefSeq and is a predicted model, not a curated record. Gene Ontology annotation, cellular component: nucleus. Bases 302 to 7036 code for a protein of 2244 amino acids.